UCUAUUACCUCACGCGCCGAAAAAAUUUGGGCAGCUACAAUGGAUAUGAAGGUCUGUAUUUUGUCUUUAAUAGCAUCCUAUUAUAGACCACUACGUGUGGAUCCCGUUCCACAUUCUUAUACUUCCUCUAAAACUAACACAAGUUCUAUUUUCGAAAAUUUCAGAUUCCCUAGGACCACGAUCAAACACCACUCGGCUGCUGCUCACGAUGGGACAACGUGGGCCAAAGCUCAUCUCUGACGGAUUUUCAUUCACCAUCAACAGAAGGAAUAAGCUGGCCACGUAUUGGCGUUGCACGCAUUCACGUGAGAUUCGGUGCCGGGCCAUUUUGGUUACCACAAACCAGGGCAGGAAAGUAUCCACCGGUGCAUAGCCACCUGGCUGAUUAUCCCGAAUUGAUCGAAUGAAUAUUUUUGUGCGGGAUCAAAUUCACGCCAAACUAGCAGCAGAUGUACCAAGCUUACCAUAGUAUUUCUUCCAUUGCAGACAUCGUGUUCAUAGUUAACAGUCAGGGUGGUAUUCAGCUGAGCGUCAAUCGAUUUCCAUACAUCCAUUCGAAGACGAACGACGACGUUCAGUAUUGGGCGUGUAGUCAGGCCAAAGUGUUGGGCUGUUCGGCUCGUGCCUCCGUUCGCCGCCGAGAGCCGGGACAAAAACCGGCCGUCAAGCUCAGCGGCUGUCACAACCAUCUGAUCAUUACGGAACGUCGCAGGCAUGGCGAGAGUGCGAUGCUGAAGAUGGCCCGUGGACGGAAAGUGCUGCCGGAGAAAAGACAACGCCAGUAGCGAGCACCGAAAGAAUAAAUCUGUGGGAAGAGCUUUGUCUUGAUAUUCUAGUACUGCGCUAUCUUUAAACUCGUCUGUAUUUCAAAGUAGUAAUUAAAAACAGAUCAAAUAGAUGCAGUUGAUGGCCUAUGGACAAGAAGUAUUGCCGGAUUAGAUAGAAUAAAGCUGAGGGAACGUUUUAUGUUAAUAUUCUAGUACUGCUCUAUCUUUAGUUUCGACUGUAUUUCAAAGUCAUGUUAAAAUAGAUUGAUAUCCAAA
Molecule: messenger RNA, 1043 nt
Organism: Aedes aegypti (yellow fever mosquito)
Lineage: Eukaryota; Metazoa; Arthropoda; Insecta; Diptera; Culicidae
Exons: 3
Coding region: 450-785 (111 amino acids)
Source: RefSeq, a predicted model, not a curated record